This is a messenger RNA of Pseudocercospora fijiensis CIRAD86, 848 nucleotides long. RefSeq lists its product as uncharacterized. Bases 469 to 675 code for a protein of 68 amino acids. The record is from RefSeq and is a predicted model, not a curated record. NCBI's taxonomy places the organism in Eukaryota, Fungi, Ascomycota, Dothideomycetes, Mycosphaerellales, Mycosphaerellaceae. The transcript has 3 exons.
CAAAAAAAAAUCCUUUCAUGGCCAUUUCGGAAGGCUAUCUGUGUUUCAUCACCCUUCUAGAAAUUCCAUACCGGUCAUCCAUACACACACAUCUCAUGUGUGCUACGUACGUUCAAAGUUCAUCGUGCGAGAUUCUUCUUCCUCUCUCUCUUCAAACACUAACUACAUCAUCAUCAUGCAUGCGCUUCCAUUUUCGGUCCAACGUUAUGGUUAUGCUUUCACGGGCAGGUUGGAAUGGGAUAGGGACUAGUAUUGCCAUCGCAGUAAUUCUUAUCAUAACAUGCUCCGUACAUCAUUCCGCAGGAAUUGACGCGCCGGUCGCAGAUCGAGAUUGGUUUGCAGGCGGUAGGAUGAUCAUCUCCUGGGGCUGUAUUUGUGGCUGCUUGGGCUGCUGGCCAGAGUGCGGCAAGGUCGACGCUCGGUGCUGCGGUUGUUGAAGAAGGUAUGGUUGAUUCAGAGGUUGUUGCUAUGUCGGAAGGUGUGGCCUGUCUUGCGAAUGGCGCAGGUCUGGGAACUGCGGAUGUCGAUGCGGAGAUGACGAACAGGGCGAUCAUCGCUAAGCUGGUCAUGAUGUGCGUGCUUUUGUUGAUGCUGGACAUGGUCAUUGAUGAUAUGGGUGAUGGAAAGGUGGACAAUGACGUCCAGUAUUCUGGUAUUCGGGAUCGUGGUUCUUGAGUCUGAAAAGCCAUCGACGAUCAAUUGACGUGUCGAGUGUGCUCAGCAGCGCUUGGCGAGGUUGCGAAGGCAGCGCAGCCAUGAGGCGAGGAAUGUAGAUUUGCUUGGAAUGAGAUCGAUAUACCAACGACCAGGUUCACCAUUCGUCAGGAUUCGGAAGUCACUGCGAGGCG